CCAACCGCGAAGAAGACGCAGAGCUGAUGCUCGGAAGCGAUGAGUUCGAAACGCGACGCGGGACGUCACGUUUACUCUUUUCAGGACUAUAAAUGCACGCCUGACCCGAUAUUCGCGCUCGAGGCGGAAUGUCACGAGAAGCCUAUAGUGGUGGAUAACGGCUCGUACCAGUGCCGCGCGGGAUGGGCGUGCGGCGAGUCUCGUUUCGAAGAGCCGCUGCUCGUGUUCAGAUCGGCGGCGGCGCGCAGCAGAGGAGCCGCGCGCAGCGAGUCUCAUGUCGGCAAUGACAUCUCGAACCUGGAGCCGCUGCGCUGGACGCUGAAGAGCGCGUUUGACCGCAACGCGCUGGUGAACUGUGACAUCCAGGAGCUCGUGUUUGACUACAUCUUCACUCACCUCGGCAUUAACACACAGGGUCAUGUGGGUCAUCCCGUGGUGGUCACCGAGCCGCCCUGUAAUCCACUUCACUGCAGACAGAUGAUGUCAGAGCUGCUCUUUGAGUGUUAUGGAGUCCCACAGGUGACGUACGGUGUGGACAGUCUCUUCAGUUUCUAUAACAACAACAUCACUCAUGGACUGGAUCCGCCCCACACGGGUCUGGUGCUGUCAUCAGGGUAUCACUGCUCCCAUGUGCUGCCCGUCAUCAAUGGCAGGUUGGAUGCGGUGAACUGUAAGCGUGUGAAUGUUGGUGGAGGUCCGUCGGCGGCGUAUCUUCAGAGACUCUUACAGCUGAAAUAUCCAGCGCAUCAGAACGCCAUCACACUGAGCCGGAUGGAGGAACUGCUGCACCAACACAGCUACAUCGCACUCGACUAUCACAGCGAGCUGGAGAAGUGGAGACGUGUGGAGUUUUACGAGCAGGAGGUUCACCGCGUUCAGCUGGCGUUCUCCGGGCGUGUGACGGGUGUGUGUGAGGAGAGGAGUGAGAGAAAAGCUCAACAACUCAAACGACUGCAGGAGAUCAACAACCGCCGCAGAGAAGAGAAACUACAUGAGGAUCAGAAACGACUGCAGACGCUGCUCGCUGUACAGGAGCUGUUGGAGGACGGAUCUCGGGAGUUGUUUCACAGGAGUUUGAUGGAGCUCAACAUGGAUUCAGCUGAAGAGCUUCAGUCUUACAUUCACAAACUGAGUGUGAGCGUGGAGCAGCACAAGAUCACACUGAAGACAGAGCUCUCAGAGAUGGAGUCUGCGCUGGAUGAAGGGAAUGUUGUGGAUUCAGAUGUGACUGAGGAGAGCAGUGUUGUUCAGCCCUUGUUUAACGUGGCGGAGUAUCAUCAGCUGUUUGUGGGCACGGAGCGCGUGCGAGCGCCGGAGAUCUUAUUCCAGCCGUCUCUGAUGGGUGAAGAACAGAUGGGUUUGAUGGAGACGCUGCAGUUUGUGCUGGAACAAUAUCCUCCUGACCUGCAGGGGGCGCUGGUGAAGAAUGUGUUUUUGACAGGAGGUAACCUGCAGUACAGCGGCGUCAGAGAGAGAGUUCAGAGAGAACUGCUGGCCAUCAGACCCUUCCAAUCACACUUCCAGGUGUCUCAGGCGGAUGCAGGCGCUCUGGACUCGUGGUUUGGGGCUCGUGAGUGGGCUCUCAGGAACCCGUCUGGAGGUCCGGGCUGGAUCAGUCGUCAGGAUUAUGAAGAGAAGGGAGGAGAAUAUCUGAGUGAACACUGCGCUUCAAACGUCUUCAUACCCAUAGAACUUAAAAACACAUCACCAGCUCCAAAACUCACACUCGUGGGAAAAUACACCAACCUUCCUGACACUGCCAACAGUGACAAUGUCUCCAUCCCUUAAUGUGGGUGUGUGUCACUCAAAUCAAGAGAACGCUUUUUUAAACUGAUGUGUAAAUACUGUCUGUGGACAAUACGGAUCACUGUGUUUGUUAAAUAUGCAUUGUGUACAAGAACAGAAUAAACCUUCAUUCUGAUGACUG
Messenger RNA from Triplophysa rosa, 1927 nucleotides. RefSeq names its product actin related protein 5 (gene actr5). Bases 40 to 1788 code for a protein of 582 amino acids. Gene Ontology annotation, cellular component: cytoplasm; Ino80 complex. The transcript is spliced from 9 exons. The record is from RefSeq and is a predicted model, not a curated record. Lineage: Eukaryota; Metazoa; Chordata; Actinopteri; Cypriniformes; Nemacheilidae. Gene Ontology annotation, biological process: regulation of DNA-templated transcription.